AUGGCGACCAACAUCACCUGGCACCCGUCCCUCUCCCGCGCCGAGCGCAACACGUUCCGUAAGCAACCUGGCUUCACUAUAUGGUUCACCGGUCUCUCUGCAUCCGGAAAGUCCACAAUCGCAACUGCGCUCGAGCAGCACUUGUUGCAUUUGGGCUUCGCUGCCUACCGUCUCGAUGGCGACAAUGUGCGCUUCGGGUUGAACAAAGACCUCGGAUUCAGCGAGAAGGACCGCAACGAGAACAUCAGGCGUAUCGCGGAGGUCGCAAAGCUCUUCGCUGACUCCUCCACAAUCGCCAUCACAUCCUUCAUCUCGCCCUUCGCUGCCGACCGCAAGACUGCGCGUGAUCUGCACGCCGAAGUCAAGGGCAAUGAUGCACCGCUCGAGUUCAUCGAAGUCUUCGUUGACCUGCCGCUUGAGGUCGCUGAAGCGCGUGACCCCAAGGGUCUCUACAAGCUCGCUCGUGCGGGUAAGAUCCCAGAGUUCACCGGUAUCAGCAGCCCGUACGAGGCGCCUGAGAACCCGGAGAUCUACAUCAGGAGUGAUCAGAAGAGCGUCGAGGAUGCGGUGGCAGAGAUUACGCAGUACUUGGAGAAGAGGGGAUUGUUGAAGUUGGCGCAGUAG
This is a messenger RNA of Ascochyta rabiei, 624 nucleotides long. RefSeq names its product Adenylyl-sulfate kinase. NCBI's taxonomy places the organism in Eukaryota, Fungi, Ascomycota, Dothideomycetes, Pleosporales, Didymellaceae. Gene Ontology annotation, biological process: sulfate assimilation. The transcript has 3 exons. Gene Ontology annotation, molecular function: adenylylsulfate kinase activity; ATP binding. The coding region runs from base 1 to 624 and encodes 207 amino acids. The record is from RefSeq and is a predicted model, not a curated record.